AUGAAGGGUAAAAAUCCAUGGGCCAAUGCUGCCAACGCAGGACAGGACAAAGACGGGAUAUUAUCUAUCUACACGAAAGCAACGCUGGAUUCCAGGCAGAAAACGCCGGCGUUAAACGGUUUCAAAAGUGCACACAGCAGCUCUAAAGAUAAAAGAAAAGAGACGAAGCAUCAGAAGUCAAAAACAGAAGAACUGACGAUCUGGAGGCCCAAGAGCCAAAACGUCUAUUCCCGAACGAAGCCCGGCUACUGUGGCAUAAAACGGUUGGACGAAGAGCCAGAGGAAGACGAAAAAGAGAUGGGAGGGAGAAAAAGGAAUGAAAUGAAUCUUCUUCAUCCUGCAGAGGAUGAUGGCUGGCCCGUUACAAGUCGACAUGCCAAUCCAGGUGUCAUAUCCAUCCCUCCCUCCUGGAAUCAGCUUAUAUAUGCUGCAUGA
Trichophyton verrucosum HKI 0517 is the source of this 435-nucleotide messenger RNA. RefSeq lists its product as uncharacterized. Bases 1 to 435 code for a protein of 144 amino acids. Lineage: Eukaryota; Fungi; Ascomycota; Eurotiomycetes; Onygenales; Arthrodermataceae. The transcript is spliced from 2 exons. The record is from RefSeq and is a predicted model, not a curated record.